GCACGGAGCCUUCACGAGCUCGUCCAGCUGCAGGUGCAAUGUCACAGCCUCGCUAGCAGGAAGCGGACUCGGGGGGUGCUUCGACCUGGACCGGACUCGUCACGUCCUCCUUUUCGCCAGUGGGAGCGAGCAUCGCCGGUGUCGGUGGAGGAAGCGGCCCCGCGGCGAUGCCUCUGAUGUCGGUUUAGACACAGUAAUAAGGAGGAACAGUUUUCCCCUCGCCAGGAAGAAGAGGAAGACCACAGCUCGUCACGUCAAUGUGCCAAAACCUUUACUUUUGAGAGGGCUGCUUGGACUGCAUCCUGUGGUACUUUCAACAUGGCUGUCAUUCGGCAAUUUGGACUUCUGGUGUGGAAAAACUAUCUCCAGCAGAAACGUCAAAUCUUGGUGACUUUGGUGGAGAUACUCCUUCCCCUGCUUUUCUCUGGCAUCCUCAUUGUGCUGCGUCAGAAGGUGCCUUUCAAGAAUUACCCAAAUGCAACAAUGUACGAGAGCUUUGCUGUCGACUGGCUACCAAAAGCGUCCUUCAGAAGCCUUCAGCUGGCCUAUGUGCCUGGCAACUCCAGUGUGGUGCGGCAGCUGGCGGAAGAUGUUCAAGGCAGCCUGUCGCUCUCCUCAGUGCGGGGCUUUGAGACGGAGGAACAGUUUGAGAAAUUCGUGAGGAGCGACCCAACUUCCAGAAAGGUGCUGGCCGCCGUGGUCUUCGAGCAUCCCUUCACGCACGAUGAUGAGCCACUGCCACUGCAGGUGAGCUACCACCUGCGCUUCAGCUUCACUCCGCGGAACGCUCCACCCAAAGAGAAGUCGGAGCUGAACCCCAACAGCGACCUGGACUGGCACACGCUCAGCCUCUUCCCACUGUUCCAGCUGCCGGGCCCCAGAGAGCAGCAUUACAGAGAAGGCGGCACGCCCGGUUAUUACCGAGAGGGCUUUCUGGCGGUGCAGCACGCAGUGGACCGCGCCAUCAUGCGCUCGCACAACCCGAGCGCUGCCUCACACGUGCUGCGGCAGCUGCGAGUGGUCCUGUCGCGGUUUCCCUACCCGGCCUUCAUCUACGACGUCUUCAUCCUGGCCAUCCAGAACCAGCUGCCCCUGCUGCUGGUGCUCAGCUUCACCUACACCUCCCUCAACAUAGUCCGGGCCGUCGUGCAGGAAAAGGAGCGGAAGCUCAAGGAAUACAUGAGGAUGAUGGGUCUCAGCAACUGGCUGCACUGGAGCGCUUGGUUCCUCAUGUUCUUCCUCUUCCUCUCCAUCUCAGUGUUUUUUGUUACUCUGCUCCUCUGUAUUCAGGUGAGCCCCAACGGAGCGGUGCUGACCUACAGCGACCCCACGCUGGUCUUUGUGUUCCUGCUCGUCUUCACCGUGGCCACCAUUAACUUCAGCUUCAUGAUCAGUGCCUUCUUCUCAAGAGCCAACGUGGCAGCAGCAGCGGGCGGCUUCCUGUAUUUCCUCAGCUACCUGCCCUAUUUGUUCCUGUGGCCGCGCUACGACUUACUGAGCCACUCCCAGAAGGUUUCAGCCUGCCUUAUCUCCAACGUGGCCAUGGCCAUGGGGGCACAGCUCAUAGGAAUGUUUGAAGGAAAAGGCACAGGGAUCCAGUGGUCGAACCUGUUCGACUCUGUGACCGUGGAUGAUGACUUCUCCAUGGCGCAGGUCCUGUGCUUGCUGCUGUUCGACUCGGUUCUCUACGGACUGGUGGCCUGGUACAUGGAGGCAGUGUUUCCCGGGGAGUACGGUGUACCGCUGCCAUCCUAUUUCUUUUUACUGCCUUCAUACUGGUGCAACAGCCCUCGCAUGGCUCUGGUGAACGAGAAAGAAGAAGAGGAGGAUGCAGAAAAAGCUCUGAAAGGGGAGUUUAUAGAGGAGGAACCAGCUGGACUCGUCUCUGGGAUAAAGAUCAAGCACCUCUCCAAGGAAUUCAAAUUGGGGAACAAGACGCGGCAGGCCGUGCGGGAUCUUACACUGAACAUGUUUGAAGGACAGAUCACCGUGGUGCUGGGACACAACGGUGCUGGGAAGACCACAACACUGUCCAUGCUAACAGGUCUGUUCCCCCCCACCAGUGGCAGGGCUUAUAUCAACGGUUACGACAUCAUUCAGGACAUGAAUCUGAUCCGACGCAGCCUGGGACUCUGUCCGCAGCAUGAUGUACUGUUCGAUAACCUCACAGUCAGAGAGCACCUGCUCUUCUACGCUCAGCUUAAAGGCUACUCCAAGGACAAGAUUUCAGACGAGGUGGACCGGAUCAUCCGUAUCCUCAACCUUGAGGACAAGCGGCAGGCUCGCUCCAAGACCCUCUCUGGUGGCAUGAAGAGAAAACUUUCUAUCGGCAUUGCCCUCAUCGGAGACUCCAAGGUCGUCAUGCUAGAUGAGCCCACAUCGGGAAUGGAUCCGUCAGCACGACGAGCCACCUGGGACCUUCUGCAAGGAGAGAAACGCGGCCGCACCAUCCUCCUCACCACGCACUUUAUGGAUGAGGCUGACCUUCUGGGAGAUCGCAUUGCCAUUAUGGCGGGAGGAGAGCUGCAGUGCUGCGGGUCGCCGCUCUUCCUGAAGAACAAAUAUGGUGCUGGGUACCACAUGGUCAUAGUUAAGGAUGCUCUCUGUAACGUGUCUGAGAUCAGCCGCCUUGUUCACCUAUAUGUUCCCAAUGCGACGCUGGAGAGCAGCGCUGGAGCCGAGCUCUCUUAUAUACUCCCUAAAGAAAGCACCAGCAAGUUUGAGUUGCUGUUUGCCGAGCUGGAGAUGAACAGAGACGAGCUCGGCAUCGCCAGCUAUGGCGCUUCAGUCACCACAAUGGAAGAGGUUUUCCUCAGAGUCGGAAAGCUCGUGGAUUCCAGUUUGGACAUUCAGGCUAUUCAGCUGCCAGCCCUGCAGUACCAACACGAGAGGCGCUCUCACGACUGGACCACGGACGACGCCAGCAGCAUAAGCGGCUUGACCGACGUCACCGAUUUCACCGACAGCGGCACGCUCAUCUCAGAGGACUGCUCCAACAUCAAGAUGAACACCGGGGUCAGACUGCACAUGCAACAGUUUUACGCCAUGUUCCUGAAGAGGGCGCUGUACAGCUGGAGAAACUGGAAGGUGAUGGUGGCCCAGUUCCUUGUCCCUUUGGUCUUCACCGUUGUGGCCUUAGUUGUGGCACGCACUCUGCCCGACCACCAGAACGCGCCUCAGCUGAGGCUGGCCCUCAGUCGCUACGGUCACACCCGCGUUCCCGUGGCCCUGCCGCCGGAGGCCGGUCCUCUCUGCGCCGCGCUCGCAAAAACGUACGACUCCCAGCUGUCCGCCCAGCUCGGCCAACUCGUCAAUAUCACCGACUUUACCGAUUACAUCUUGACUCAGGCAGAGGAAGAAGGGGGAAGCUUCAACGAGCGCUGCGUGGUCGGCGCUGCUUUCCGCGGCAGCAGCCGCCAGUACAAAGAGGCCACCGCUUACUUCAACAACGAGGGCUACCACACACCCGCCACGGCGCUCAUGAUGGUGGACAACGCCCUGUUCAAACUUGUGGCCGGGCCCAACGCCUCCAUCGAGACGGGCAAUUACCCCAUGCCACGUAACCUCUCCGAGGCGGCCCGGAGCCAGCUCUCCGAGGGGAAGACGGGGUUCGCUAUUGCCAUCAACUUGAUGUAUGGCAUGGCCUCCCUGUCCAGCACAUUCGCCCUGCUGCUUGUCACGGAGUCGUCAAUCAAGUCCAAGCACGUGCAGAACGUUAGCGGCGUCUACCUGUCCAACUUCUGGUUUUCAGCCCUCGUGUGGGACUUAAUCAACUUCCUGCUGCCGUGCCUUCUUAUGCUGGUGGUUUUCAAAGCGUUCGGAGUGAAGGCUUUUGUUGAGGACAACCACCUUGUGGAUGUGUUGUUGUUGCUUCUCCUGUACGGCUGGGCCGUGGUGCCCCUCAUGUACCUGCUCAGCUUCCUCUUCUCCACUGCCGCCACCGCCUACACUCGCCUCACCAUCUUCAACAUGAUCUCUGGCACGUCUACCUUUCUGGCUGUCACCAUCAUGACAAUCCCAGAGCUGAACCUGCAGAGCAUGUCGCGCCUAUUGGACAAGGUGUUCCUGAUCUUCCCCAACUACUGCCUGGGCAUGUCCUUCAGCCAGUUCUAUCAGAACUACGAAUUCAUCUCAUUUUGCACAUCCAGUCCAAUGAGCAAAGCAAUUUGUCAAGUUUUGAACAUCACAUACCAGACCAACUACUUUUCGAUGUCAGAGCCCGGUGUGGGGCGGUUCCUGGUGGCCUUUUCGGUGCAGGGCGUCGUCUUCAUCGUGCUGCUGUUCGUCAUUGAGCUGCAGUGCGUCCGCACUCUGUGGCAGCUGCUCGCCACUUUGGGACGAAGACGCAAACAGUUCCCUUUAAUAGAGGAUGCCGGACUGCAGCCAGAGGACAGAGAUGUGGCUGACGAGAGGAAACGAGUGCUGGAGUGCCAGCCGGUCGUGGAGUCCAUGGUUGGGAGCCCUCUCGUAGUGCAGGAACUCACCAAGGUGUACAGCAGCGGCGAGAGUCUCCUGGCCGUGGACCGGCUCUCUCUCGCUGUAGGGAAAGGCGAGUGCUUCGGCCUUCUGGGAUUCAACGGCGCGGGGAAGACGACAACAUUCAAGAUGCUGACAGGUGAUGAGAGCGUCACGUCGGGGGAGGCGUACAUCGACGGCUACAGCAUCCUGAGGGACAUCAAGAAGGUGCAGCAGCGCAUCGGUUACUGCCCUCAGUUUGAUGCCGUGUUGGAUCACAUGACGGGAAGAGAAACUCUGAGCAUGUACGCCAGGCUGAGAGGGAUCCCAGAGAAAUACGUGUCAGGCUGUGUGGAGAACGUCCUCAGGUCGCUGCUGCUUGAGCCGCACGCCGACAAACUGGUCCGCAGCUACAGUGGCGGAAACAAGAGGAAGCUGAGCGCCGGCAUGGCUCUGAUCGGUGGACCGCCGGUCAUCUUCCUGGACGAGCCUUCGACCGGGAUGGACCCUGUGGCCAGGAGACUCCUGUGGGAUGCAGUUACUCGCACUCGAGAGUCUGGCAAGGCCAUAAUCAUCACUUCCCAUAGCAUGGAGGAGUGUGAGGCUUUGUGCACCCGGCUGGCAGUGAUGGUUAAUGGCCAGUUCAAGUGCCUCGGGAGUCCCCAGCACCUGAAGAGCAAGUUUGGCAGCGGCUACACGCUGCUGGCCAAGGUGCACAUCGAGGCGGAGCUGGAGGACAGCGACCUGCUGCUAUUUAAAGACUUCAUUGAAAGCACCUUCCCAGGAAGUCAGCUUAAGGAUGAGCACCAGGGAAUGGUUCACUACCAUUUGACGGACAAAACACUGACCUGGGCACAGGUGUUUGGCACUUUGGAGGCAGCCAAAGAGAAAUACCGCAUCGAGGACUACUGCGUGAGCCAGAUCUCGCUGGAGCAAGUCUUCCUCAGCUUUGCCCAGUUCCAGCAUUGCACGCAGAGUUCGAGGAAAUAGGCGGGCCGAGGAGUCCGUCCGUCCGUCCGUCCACCGUCCGGCUCCCGCAGCGUGAGUGAAACUCUGACUUGCCCUCGGCUGCACGGCGGGCGCCAACGCAGCUCGGUGCAACGCGCGGCUCAGCAGCUACUCCAUUUUUACUUUGAGCACCAGUGGACCGGCCGCCAGUGUCAACGUCAGCAUUACUUCUUCUGUGUCUGUUCGUCAUUCAUGACGUUCGUCAUCGUCGUCGUCGUGUGAAAGUAGGAAAAUUGACUCUGAUUUUGGCAUCUGGGUUAUUUGAUUGUACCAAGUAAUGAACUCACAGUAAAGCACCUUCUUAAUCAGGUCAAAGACGAUGAAGCCACCUAAUAGAUACAACCGCUCUGCAUCGUGUGUGACGGGGUUUAUAUGUGUGUUUUUGCACUCACGUGUUCAAACUGUUUCUUCUGUUAUUUAUGAGUUUUACUCUUUUAUUACCUGUCUGAGAACGUGUGCUUUAUUUUGAUAAUCGUGUCAGUGAUCACAUGAGAAUGAACCACUCCAGUUGCCGCAUCGAUAAUGUCAUUAUUGCACACCUUUGAGCCUUAGCUGAGAAAUAAGGGUUCUUGGGUCUUUAUAUCGCCCCGUACAGAACAACCGGUUUUCUUGACGAGCCUCUUGUUGUUGUUGUUAUUGCCGGAUGUACAUACUAUGUUGUGCUCAUGGUACUAAAACCUGUUCUGGGAUCACAAAUGAAUGCAUGCUUUAAAAAGAAAAGAAAACAAAAAAGAACAGGCGUAUAAAUUGCACGAGACUGGGAGAACUGAGCGCUGCUAACGAACAAGAGAAACCGUCCUGAUUAAGCCUUUAAUCCUCUCAAGUACAUUCAUUCCAUUGUUGUUAAUGCGUUACUUCCUGCUUCUUUGAGGUUGGGUUUCUGCUUUUGCUGCCAAACAAGUGACAGCAGCAGUAGAUACAGACAUGCAGAUUUCAGACAGUUUAGUUUACAUCGGUUCCACAAUCCCCAAAAAGUUUGCGUGACACGGAAACUAUGAAUGGAGACUGAACUUUUGGACAUUUUUGUACAUUAGUUUCUUUAAUUGAGCAGCUAUGUAUUUCACAUGGUGCGUGCGCACAUGCGUGUGUGUGUGUGUGUGUGUGUGAGACGGAUGUACAGAGAGCAUAGCAGCAUGAUUCCAGUUUUAAUUUAAACUUUGCUCACACCAGAGCUGCAACACACCCGAAAUGUUAAAACGCAGAGAUUGUUACCGUGCAGAGGAUGAGAUCGGCUGCUGUUAUUGCUAUCGCCUGUCUGGAGCUGUCUCUUCAGGGAAUGAGAGAAAAUGCAAUAAGAAAAAAAGGCUUCUGUAGUUUUGGAAAGUAGAAUUUAAAGUCCUCUGCACGCGAUCGGAGGCCUUCUUUUCGAGAAGAAUGAUCAGCAUCGUGUUUGUUCUCCGUUGUUCACUGAAAAGCCCAGUUUGUCACAUUCCCAAAGCCUGGCUUCUACUUAAAGCCCUUGUACAAAGAUGUAUGUAUUAGAUAGGAAAAUAUUUAGAGCGACAAUUUCUACAAACAAAUAAUUCCCACAAAUAUCCAAGACAAUAUGUUAACGGUGACUUGUCAAUUGUAAAAAAAAAAAAAAGUUGUUAUCAUGGAGGAUUAACUGUUAGAAUAACUCUCAUUAGUGCGCAAAUGACAUUCCUGUUCUUGACAAUAAAUCACUUGACUGCAGUGAGAUGAAUGUAUUCUGUCUUAUGCAUAAGCAAAAAAAGCACUCGGCCGACUUUCCCUGCUUUGAAAUGAUUUAAAGUGCUCUCCUCAUGCCACCAGAUGUUGGAAGAGAAAGACUGACAUUCCAGAAAGAAACUGAUCGGUUGUCUGUUGGUCUUCAGAGGAUUUACUACCUUAUUAUUUUUUCACAUUUGUUACAUUUGUUUGUGUAUUUGCACAGCUUAAAUCUCAUGACAUGUACGACUAUGAACAACAGCAUUUGUGACUCGCUGGAGAAUUUGAAAAGGAGUGAUGCUGAAACAAGUUGUGCUAUAUAAACAAAAGGGAAUCACAUCAUUGUAAUUGUGUACUCUAUUGUACCAUGAAAACUGACCUUGUCAACUCUCUAUGUAUCUUUAUCUUUUUAAAAUAAAUGAUGAACAAUGCUCUAUGCAAAUGGAAGCAA
Salarias fasciatus (jewelled blenny) is the source of this 7582-nucleotide messenger RNA. It is a transcript of the gene abca3b, whose product is annotated as ATP-binding cassette, sub-family A (ABC1), member 3b. Gene Ontology annotation, biological process: lipid transport; transmembrane transport. NCBI's taxonomy places the organism in Eukaryota, Metazoa, Chordata, Actinopteri, Blenniiformes, Blenniidae. The transcript is spliced from 31 exons. Gene Ontology annotation, cellular component: intracellular membrane-bounded organelle; membrane. The record is from RefSeq and is a predicted model, not a curated record. Gene Ontology annotation, molecular function: ATP hydrolysis activity; lipid carrier activity; ABC-type transporter activity. Bases 319 to 5445 code for a protein of 1708 amino acids.